AUGGCCUCAUUUGCACGAAAGCCAUCUUCUGGCAUUGUUCCCGAUCGUCAUCAUCCCCACACCUUGUCCACUCUUGAUUUUCAAGGUGCAAGCUCUGCCGCUGCUGCCAAAGCCAUGAAGUCCGAGUUGAGCAAGUUGGCUGCUCAAAUCCAGGAUGAAGGUGAACGCAAGUUCUUUCAACAAGAAAUGGAUGGAUUCUACAUGCUGUUUACGCGUUUCAUGGAUGAAAAGGCUAAGGGCACCAAGCUGGAUUGGGACAAGAUCCAAUCGCCCUCGCCUGAGCAAAUUGUUGCAUACAAGGAAUUACCUGAAUGUACCGCAUCCAAUGAUCUCGACAAACUUGCUGUUCUCAAGUUGAAUGGCGGUCUUGGAACCACGAUGGGCUGUGUUGGUCCCAAAUCGGCUAUUGAAGUUCGUGACGGAAUGACAUUUUUGGACCUGAGCGUGCGUCAGAUUGAGUACCUCAACAAGAGACAUGAUGUGAAUGUUCCAUUUAUUUUGAUGAAUUCUUUCAACACGGAUGAAGAGACUCGUCGCAUUGUACAAAAAUACGCCACCCACAACAUCAACAUCACCACCUUCAACCAAAGCCGUCAUCCCCGUAUCAACAAGGAAUCACUUUUACCAGUGCCUCGUUCUCCCAACUCGGCUAUCGAACAAUGGUAUCCCCCUGGUCACGGUGAUUUAUAUGAAGCAUUGUACAACUCUGGUCUCUUGGACAAGUUACUCGCUGAGGGCAAGGAAUACUUGUUUGUGUCCAAUGUGGACAACUUGGGUGCAACUGUGGAUCUUACCAUCUUGCAUCAUAUGGUGGAAAGCGAUGCUGAAUUCUUGUUGGAAGUGACGGAUAAAACCAAGGCUGAUAUCAAGGGUGGUACUUUGGUCGAUUACAAUGGUCAUAUUCGUUUGCUUGAAAUUGCUCAAGUACCCAAUGAGCAUGUGGAGGAUUUCAAGUCUGUCAAAAAGUUUAAGAUUUUCAACACCAACAACCUAUGGAUCAACUUGAAGGCCAUCAAGCGAGUAUUGGAAGAGGAAGCCAUGGAUUUGGAAAUCAUUGUCAACAACAAGACCACGGAUAGCGGUGAAAAGGUGAUUCAAUUGGAAACGGCUGUGGGUGCUGCUAUCAAGCAUUUCCGUAACGCUCAUGGUGUCAAUGUCCCUCGCACUCGUUUCUUGCCCGUCAAAUCCACAUCGGAUCUUUUCCUCGUCACCUCCAACUUGUAUUCACUCGUCCAUGGCGAACUUGCCGUCAACCCCAAGCGCAUGUUUAAUACCGUGCCCCUCGUCAAGUUGGGUGAUCACUUUAAAAAGGUCAGCCACUUUUUGUCUCGAUUCAAGACCAUUCCUCACAUUCUGGAACUGGAUCAUUUGACGGUCACGGGUGAUGUUACAUUUGGAGCCAAUGUGGAACUAAGAGGCACCGUCAUCAUUGUUGCCAACCAUGGUGAACGUAUCGAUAUUCCUUCAGGAGCUGUAUUGGAAAAUAAGGUCAUUACUGGCAACCUUCGCAUUUUGGAUCAUUAA
Lichtheimia ornata is the source of this 1524-nucleotide messenger RNA. RefSeq lists its product as uncharacterized. The record is from RefSeq and is a predicted model, not a curated record. Gene Ontology annotation, molecular function: UTP:glucose-1-phosphate uridylyltransferase activity. Lineage: Eukaryota; Fungi; Mucoromycota; Mucoromycetes; Mucorales; Lichtheimiaceae. The coding region runs from base 1 to 1524 and encodes 507 amino acids. The transcript has 6 exons. Gene Ontology annotation, biological process: glycogen metabolic process; UDP-alpha-D-glucose metabolic process. Gene Ontology annotation, cellular component: cytoplasm.